UCAUUCCUGCAGUUGACGAAAGCUUCAAUUCUCGAAUAAGUUAUUCAGUUACCCAGCCCCGCUCGUUGGGGGCGUGUCUUGUACCCCGGAAGUGAAUAUUACGUCACAUCCUGCUGCCGCCGUAACGUAGCGAGGUAACGAGAAGCUGCCGUUGAAAUCCGAGGCCGUGGAUUCAUUCAAGACAAGAAUCCAAGUCUCGGGCGAAGCCAGGUAGUAAACUGUCGCUUCCUCUGACGCUUCCUCUGCAGAAUUGGUCUGAUGGAGCACAGGCAGUCAGCGCGGCUCGGUACGGCAAGGCAACAAUGGGACCAGCGUGCAUACAGCACGGAUCGGACUGGAAGUUUGACACGGCAUCAGAAAAAACACACGGGAGAAAAAUCCUUCAAGUGCACAAUGUGUGAGAUGGCGUUUGCACAUUCAUCAACUCUUCAAAGACACCAGAGAAAACACACGGGAGAAAAACCCUUCAAGUGCACUCUGUGUGAGAUGGCGUUUGCACAUUCAUCAACUCUUCAAAGACACCAGAGAAAACACACGGGAGAGAAACCCUUGAAGUGCAGUGUAUGUGGGAAGGCAUUUUCACAGUCACAACAUCUUGCAAAACACCAGAGAACACACACAGGAGAGAAACCCUUCAAGUGCAGUGUGUGUGGGAAGGCAUUUUCACGGUCAUCUGAUCUUACAAAACACCAGAGAACACACACAGGAGAGAAACCCUUCAAGUGCAGUGUGUGUGGGAAGGCAUUUUCACAUUCACACCAUCUUGCACGACACCAGAGAACACACACAGGAGAGAAACCCUUCAAGUGCAGUGUUUGUGGGAAGGCAUUUUCACAGUCAUGGGAUCUUGCAAAACACCAGAGAACACACACAGGAGAGAAACCCUUCAAGUGCAGUGUGUGCGGGAAGGCAUUUUCACAGUCAAACCAUCUUGCAAAACACCAGAGAACACACACAGGAGAGAAACCCUUCAAGUGCAGUGUGUGCGGGAAGGCAUUUUCACAGUCAAACCAUCUUGCAAAACACCAGAGAACACACACACGAGUGAAACUUUUCAAAUGCAGUGUGUGUGGAAUGGCGUGUGCAGGUUCAGAAAAUUGUCAAAUACACCAGAGAACACACACAGGAGAGAAAUCCUUCAAGUGCAGUGUGUGUGGGAAGGCAUUUUCACAGUCAUCUGAUCUUGCAAUACACCAGAGAACACACACAGGACAGAAACCCUUGAAGUUCAGUGUGUGUCGGAAGGCAUUUUCACAGUCACAUAAUCUUGCACGACACCAGAGAGCACACACAGGACAGAAACUCUUCAAGUGCAGUGUGUGUGGGAAGGCAUUUUCACAUUCAUCUGAUCUUACAAAACACCAGAGAACACACACAGGAUUGAAACUUUUCAAGUGCACUCUGUGCGGGAAGGCGUUUGCACGGUCACAAGGUCUUCAAGAACACCAGAGAACACAGAAGCAUCAGAAAAACUACAAGGAGUGGAGUCUGAAAUCAGCUUGUGAAAGUCAAAGUGCUCUAAGGAGCCCAUCCCUCAUGAAACAAGUACCGGAAGAAAAUCCCAGCUUGGGCACUUUUAAAGGUAUCAAGGCGAAAUUUGAAGAUGUGAUUGUGAAAUGUGAAGAGGUGGCGGUGAAGAGCGAAGAAGUGAAGGUAAAAUGUGAAGAUGAAGAUUCGACUCCAAAAUGGGACCUUCACAUCGAUGGAGGCAACGUGAAGCAGGAGGGGAAUUCUGACUGUGAGGCAGAGCGAGGCAACUCACAGCAGUUUGUGGAAGUGGAGGUGUGGGUGGACUUCCUAGACAAUAUAAAGUCAAAUGGAGACCCGGUAGCGUCUGCUGACAUCACGCACCCCCCACCCUCCGCGGAGGCCAUGGAUUCUUUAAAGACAAGAAUCCAAGUCUCGGGCGAAGCCAUGAACUGUCGCUUCAAAGACACCAAAGAACACACGGGAGAGAAACCCUUCAAGUGCAGUGUGUGUGGGAAGGCAUUUUCACAGUCAUCUGAUCUUGCAAAACACCAGAGAACACACACAGGAGAGAAACCCUUCAAGUGCAGUGUUUGUGGGAAGGCAUUUUCACAUUCACCUAAUCUUGCAAAACACCAGAGAACACACACACGAGUGAAACUUUUCAAGUGCAGUGUGUGUGGAAUGGCGUUUUCAGGUCCAGAAAAUUGUCAAAUACACCAGAGAACACACACAGGAGAGAAACCCUUCAAGUGCAGUGUGUGUGGGAAGGCAUUUUCACAGUCAUCUGAUCUUGCAAUACACCAGAAAACACACAUAGGAGAGAAAACCUUGAAGUGCAGUGUGUGUCGGAAGGCAUUUUCACUGUCACAUAAUCUUGCACGACACCAGAGAACACACACAGGACAGAAACUCUUCAAGUGCAGUGUGUGUGGGAAGGCAUUUUCACAGUGGGAUCUUGCAAAACACCAUAGAACACACACAAGAGAAAAACCCUUCAAGUGCAGUGUGUGUGGGAAGGCAUUUUCAAAGUCACGUGAUCUUGCAACACACCAUAGAACACACACAGGACAGAAACCCUUCAAGUGCAGUGUGUGUGGGAAGGCAUUUUCACAGUCGCCUAAUCUUGCAAAACACCAGAGAACACAGAAGCAUCAUAAAAUCCACAAGGAGUGGAGUCUGAAAUCAGCUUGUGAAAGUCAAAGUACCGUAAGGAGCCCAUCCCUCAUGAAACAAGUACCGGAAGAAAAUCCCAGCUUGGGCACUUUUAAAGGUAUCAAGGUGGAAUUUGAAGAGGUGAUUGUGAAAUGUGAAGAGGUGAUUGUGAAAUGUGAAGAGGUGACGGUGAAGAAAAAAGAAGUGAAGGUAAAAUGUGAAGAUGAAGAUUCGACUCCAAAAUGGGACCUUCACAUCGAUGGAGGCAACGUGAAGCAGGAGGGGAAUUCUGACUGUGAGGCAGAGCGAGGCAACUCGCAGCAGUUUGUGGAAGUGGAGGUGUGGGUGGACUUCCUAGACAAUACAGAGUCAAAUGGAGAUCCGUUAGAUGUAAACGGCCGCCGGCGCACGUCCUCCAGCGGCCACGUGGUGGUCCAACUUGAAUCGCUGCGGGCCGUUCUGCUGGGUUUUUUCACCCUGGUGGCGCCGGCGACGAGGCCGGAUCGGCCACGCGGCAGGCCUGAAAGCGGUGAGCCUUCGAGUGGGGCUGAGCCGUCCGCCAUUUUGGCCUGGCCCACGCUUCCCGUCCUCUCCGACACGCGGCAGGGCGCCGCCAUCUUGGGUGUGGUCGGGGAGGAACGGCGGGAAGCCACCAUCUUGUCGUCGCCGCGGCGGGAAGCCACCGCCAUCUUCAAUAUUGCGGCGGAGAGGCGGCCGUGCGCUGCCAUCUUGGAGGCGCCGUGUGGUGUGCAGCCUGCUGCUGAGCUGCUGUUUUGCGGGGAGGAGCCGCGAGGAGAGGACGCCGACGCUGCUGCUGCUGGGGCGGGAGCACUCCCGUCCUGGCUCGUGUGCGAGACACCGGAGCAGUCAAGGGAGGACGCCGCACUCAGCGUUCGAGUUCUGCGAGGCGUUUCAAGUUGCCACCCUGCCGUCCUCUGCUCGCUGCAGCCCGGCGAGCUGCGGCUGUGCGUCCUAUCGUUGGGGAUCUCCACGGGGCUUCGGCCUCCAUCUCUCCUCGUCGCCGCCAACGAAGAAGCUCUCGUCAUCCCGAAGGACGAGGUUCGCGGGGUGGUGACGUGCAUCGCCAAGUCAAAGUGCUCGCCUGCCGUUCACGAGUCAACGAGCCUCAACCCCCUUGUCGUGCCGCCACGCCGAGGUGCUCGCCUGCCGCACACGAGUGAACGAGUUCAGCCCCCGACGUGCAUCGCCAAGCCCAAGGUGCUCGCCUGCCGCACACGAGUGAACCUGCUCAGCCCUUGCCGUGCCGCCACGCCGAGGUGCUCGCCUACCGCGCAAACGAGCGCGGCCGCGCCCAAAGGGCAGCUGGGCUGCACGCACAGGGAAAACUGGCGACGCGGUCGCACGUUGGGCCACCAUUUUGAGCGCGCGCGGGAAAUUGCGGGGAUGCGCUUGGCGCAGAGGGCCGCCAUUUUGAGCGAUUCAUUCAAGACAAGAAUCCAAGUCUCGUGCGAAGCCAGAAUUGGUCUGAUGGAGCACAGGCAGUCAGCGCGGCUCGGUACGGCAUGGCAACAAUGGGACCAGCGUGCAUACAGCACGGAUCGGACUGGAAGUUUGACACGGCACCAGAAAAAACACACGGGAGAGAAACCCUUCAAGUGCAAUCUGUGUGAGAUGGCGUUUGCACAUUCAUCAAAUCUUCAAAGACACCAAAGAACACACACGGGAGAGAAACCCUUCAAGUGCACUCUGUGUGAGAUGGCGUUUGCACAUUCAUCAACUCUUCAAAGACACCAAAGAACACACACGGGAGAGAAACCCUUCAAGUGCAGUGUGUGUGGGAAGGCAUUUUCACAGUCACAACAUCUUGCAAAACACCAGAGAACACACACAGGAGAGAAACCCUUCAAGUGCAGUGUGUGUGGGAAGGCAUUUUCACAGUCAUCUUAUCUUGCCAAACACCAGAGAACACACACAGGAGAGAAACCCUUCAAGUGCAGUGUGUGUGGGAAGGCAUUUUCACAGUCACAACAUCUUGCAAAACACCAGAGAACACACACAGGAGAGAAACCCUUCAAGUGCAGUGUGCGUGGGAAGGCAUUUUCACAGUCAUCUGAUCUUGCAAAACACCAGAGAACACACACAGGAGAGAAACCCUUCAAGUGCAGUGUGUGUGGGAAGGCAUUUUCACAGUCAUCUGAUCUUGCAAUACACCAGAGAACACACACAGGAGAGAAACCCUUGAAGUGCAGUGUGUGUCGGAAGGCAUUUUCACAGUCACAUAAUCUUGCACGACACCAGAGAACACACACAGGAGAGAAACCCUUCAAGUGCAGUGUGUGUGGGAAGGCAUUUUCACAGUGGUAUCUUGCAAAACACUAUAGAACACACACAAGAGAGAAACCCUUCAAGUGCAGUGUGUGUGGGAAGGCAUUUUCAAAGUCACGUGAUCUUGCAACACACCAUAGAACACACACAGAGAAACCCUUCAAGUGCAGUGUGUGUGGGAAGGCAUUUUCACAGUCGCCUAUUCUUGCAAAACACCAGAGAACACACACAGGAGAGAAACCCUUCAGGUGCACUCUGUGCGGGAAGGCGUUUGCACGGUCACAACAUCUUCAAGAACACCAGAGAACACAGAAUCAUCAGAAAAUCCACAAGGAGUGGAGUCUGAAAUCAGCUUGUGAAAGUCAAAGUUCCGUAAGGAGCCCAUCCCUCAUGAAACAAGUACCGGAAGAAAAUCCCAGCUUGGGCACUUUUAAAGGUAUCAAGGUGGAAUUUGAAGAGGUGAUUGUGAAAUGUGAAGAGGUGAUUGUGAAAUGUGAAGAGGUGACGGUGAAGAGCGAAGAAGUGAAGGUAAAAUGUGAAGAUGAAGAUUCGACUCCAAAAUGGGACCUUCACAUCGAUGGAGGCAACGUGAAGCAGGAGGGGAAUUCUGACUGUGAGGCAGAGCGAGGCAACUCGCAGCAGUUUGUGGAAGUGGAGGUGUGGGUGGACUUCCUAGACAAUACAAAGUCAAAUGGAGAUCCGUUAGAUGUGUAAGCUUGAGACGAUGUCACUCCCGAUACAUGCACCUUUGUCACAGGCCUUUAAUAAAAAUAACGUGAAGUAGAACAUUGAAAUCUUAGGUUCAACCUGCAGUGUAAGAGCGGCCAGUCAUGGUGGAUCUGUUGGUUGGGUAGAUAUCUCACCAGGAGCCUCAGUGAUUCACACUGAACCCUAUUGCAGCCUUCAUCUGGCUCUGUGAGCCUCAGUGAUUCACACUGAAGCCUGUGGGAACCUCAGUCUGGAUCUGUGAGCCUCAGUGAUUCACACUGAAGCCUAUGGGAGCCUUAGUCUGGCUCUGUGAGCCUCAGUGAUUCACACUGAAGCCUAUUGGAGCCUUCGUCUGACUCUGUGAGCCUCGGUGAUUAACACUGAAGCCUAUGGGAGCCUGAGUCUGGCUUUGUGAGCCUCAGUAAUUAACACUGAACGCGAUGGAUGGGAGCCAGUGACAUGGGGUGAGGUUAGUGGCUGUGGAGGCACCGGGGGCGUGGCCUCACCGAGGGGGGGUGUGUCUGACACGCCCCCCCUCAGGCAGAUGUGAUAGCUGCCUACCCUGGUGCUUUUUCAUUGCAGUUUCAUGACGAGACCAGCGAGCCUACGUAUCUUUAUACACAUACAGUAGAACCUCUGGUCAUGAACGCUUCUGACCACGACCAAAUUGGGUUCCAUCCAAAACAUUGACAUUUUUGAAUCUGGUCACGAACACAUACUCGGGUGGCGAUCAAACAGGGUCGCGGCCGAUUUCCCUCUGCCGCGCCAUUUUUGUUGAAUUACACAAAGCGUAACAGUUAUGUAUAUAACUUUUGCUAUAUAAAAUUGCUAGUAAGAUAUAAAUUGUGUGAGUGUAGUCAUACCCCUCCCCCCUCAUUCAAGCCAUAAUUUAGAGAGCGAAAGCGCCGAGUACGUAAAUCGCUAACAUAAGAACCUGUUAAUCUCUUCUCGCAUCAUUCAUACGAUGAUGCGGUGAAGUUAACGUUCAUACGAUAAUACGGUGAAUGCUUCCAAAAACAUUACUGUACCCAAAUAUUACCGUUAACUUUCAAUAGAAACAUGAAUUGCUCAUACGAAUAUUCUCUUUCUCAGAAUCGACUGACUGAUGUAGCAGACGAAACAGUCAUCUUGAACGAUUCUAAACCUUGACGCGGAAAUGUUAGUUUUCUCUGUUCAAGGAUUUCUCAGUGUUAUGCAAUGUUUUUACAUUUAGUUUUCUAUUACACUAAAUUCUAAAGCAUAAUUAACCAUUGUGCUUAAAAAUCUUUAAAAAACUAUAUACAGUUCGUAGGAUUAAUCGUAUUUACAUACAAUCCAAUGGGGAAAUUAGGUUCGAAUCACGACUAAAUCGGGUUGCGACCAAAGUUAUGGAACGAAUUAUGGUCGUGACAAGAGGUUCUACUGUACUUGAACUAAGUUACCCGGACUAUGGAAGGCGAGGACAUAUAAUGAAGGGGUCUACAAACAUUCCAUUGGUGACAUGCUGAGAUGGCAACAGGCAAGCCCUUAGUGCCCGCGUUCCAUCCAGUGUCUGAGGGGUUGCGCAAUCAGAGGGGAGGCUGAGCGCGUCGCUGCCUCACCCCUCGUCUCGCCCUGUACUUGCAGCGAAGCACCGCAAAUUUGGAGAUUUUGACUAUAAGUAUGUAAAAAACUUUUUUAAAAACACGCUUUUAUUAAAUGUACGAGUAAUGGAAGAACUCCACGACUCUAGGAAGUGGCCCCGAAGUUUGCCAUAACGUAAGGGACGGUAGACAAUUACAUCCAACGUCAGUUGACCGUGGGAACAAUUAGACCCAAGCCAAAACAUAACAUGUAAAAAAGAUUGUUUAAACAUUUUUUAUUUAAUGAUAGAAUAUAGUAUUGUCAUCAGUUUGGCAUAAGUACAGUGAGGGAAAAAAGUAUUUGAUCCCCUGCUGAUUUUGUGCGUUUGCCCAUCGUGGACAAUUAGACCCAAGCCGAAACAUAACAUAUGAAAGAGAAUGUUUACAAAUAUAUACACAUUUAUUAAAAAGUAUUUAAUUAAGUAGAACCAACGUGACUUUCCCGAAAAAAACAAAGUAUGAAUCCUUGCAGUCACGAAAGCUUAAAAUCUAGAAUUAAGCAGAACGUUUUGUCUAUACUCUAUAUGUAUUUAAAGUUGUGCAUUUUGAUGUGAUGUGACAUUUCUCAAACCCCCGCCCCCCUGGUCUCCUUUCUAAUAAAUCUUUUCUCCUACAA
Molecule: messenger RNA, 7833 nt
Organism: Lethenteron reissneri (Far Eastern brook lamprey)
Lineage: Eukaryota; Metazoa; Chordata; Hyperoartia; Petromyzontiformes; Petromyzontidae
Biological process (GO): regulation of transcription by RNA polymerase II
Molecular function (GO): RNA polymerase II cis-regulatory region sequence-specific DNA binding; DNA-binding transcription factor activity, RNA polymerase II-specific
Source: RefSeq, a predicted model, not a curated record